Molecule: messenger RNA, 871 nt
Organism: Owenia fusiformis
Lineage: Eukaryota; Metazoa; Annelida; Polychaeta; Sabellida; Oweniidae
Source: the annotation of a GenBank genome assembly
AUUCAAUUUAGAUAGUUUCACCACUUUUGGAUAGAUGUCUCUGCAAGCUAAUAGAAAGACCCCUUCUACUAAAUACAAAACAGACUUUACAUCCCGCGAGAAAAUACGAGAACUGGCAAAUUUGAGGACUUUUGGAAAAUAUUUUCAGGCAAAAAAUGGCGGCAGGAAAGGUACAAGCAAUACGUUCAUCCCUACCUUACCAGAUUCUUCUCUACUGCAAUGGCUGGUAUUAUGGACUGUUCUUCAUUGCUGAAAUUCUAAUCUUCAUCUACAAAGGAGAGACAUUACCAUUUCCUCCUAGUGCUCUCGGAGGGGAAGUAACAUUGUUGUUCAUCUUAGCUGGUAUUGAGGCAAUCAGGAUAUUCUUUGGACAAAAAGGCAAUCUAACAGAACGUAUGGUAGCCGUGGUGCUUUGUAUUGCCCUCAGUAUCCCCUCACUAUUUGGGGCCCUAUAUUUCUUACUAUGGCAAACAUACGUGUUGAGAAUAGAGGUAAUCCUUUCAGCGAUACAACUUGCAUUUCUUGGACUAGAACUCAUAUUUGGUGUAAUCUCAGUAGUGACCUUCGCAAGAGCAGCACCUUAUUGAAAUAUGGCAAUGAACUGCCAAUAUAAGUCCAUUGAGAUCUCCUAUCUACUAGAGCUAACAAGGGCCUAGUAGUAGGAAUGUAUGUAUGCAGCUGAACUUAGUGCCAAGAUGACUGCCAACUACAUAUGCUAUUUACUAGAUGGUGUAUGAAUAUAACAUGAAAGUACAAUUGGAACAUCUAAUGUGUGUACUAGGUAUCCAUUCCAAGGAUUGUGUUAAUGAUGAAAUAUAUGCAGAUUGUUGAGACUGAAGUAACAGACUCACAUGUUUUAAUUAGGAGCUCA